Cladophialophora yegresii CBS 114405 is the source of this 1290-nucleotide messenger RNA. RefSeq lists its product as uncharacterized. Bases 1 to 1290 code for a protein of 429 amino acids. The transcript has 2 exons. NCBI's taxonomy places the organism in Eukaryota, Fungi, Ascomycota, Eurotiomycetes, Chaetothyriales, Herpotrichiellaceae. The record is from RefSeq and is a predicted model, not a curated record.
AUGGCCACUCUGGCUCCCCUGUCCACUCCGGCUCGCCAGCCUUUUGGCAUCCUGAAUGACUCGAAGCUUCGAAGCUUGCAGAACUUGAAGAACCGCCAGAACUCUAUCGCGCCCAGUUCCGGACCGACUUCGUUGAAGCGACGAGCUCCCUCUCCCGAUGUCGAAGGAGGUUCUGAUGGCGAGAACAUUGAUCCGAAUAUUUUGGAUUCUCUGAGCAAGCGCAAGCGAUCGGCCUUCGAGGACGACGUCUCCGCCUCCAAAUCCCACCAUUAUUCCUUGAAUGUGAUGCCCGGUGCUUUUCAAUCAAGCAAACCUCGUCUGGGUACGACUGCUGUAUCGACUCCACGACUGAACACGUAUGUGAAGCCCUCUACUGCACCUGCCUCAGCCCCUGCAGCAGGCCGUUCACCAACCCGUAUGCGAAAUUCCGGCCAUCUACAACCACGCAAACGAUUCAAUCCACCUGCGUUUGCCUCCACACAAUCACCAUCGCUGUCACUAUCCGCAGCCUUGACUGGCACGAAAAAGGCUCGUCCCUCCUCCCGCAGAGCCCGAAAUGCCACAAUUGAGACCAGCAGGCCAAAGUCAUGGUUCUUCGAUAUCUACGAAGAGUCCGAGGAGACACAAGACUACCGCAUGAACGAGUGGACAAUGACCCAGAGUACUACUGGACUUGAUAUCAGUGACGAUGAAAGCAAGAGCCUGCACAAAAACUCCUCGUCGGCAGACAAAGGCAAGGAGAACAUUGACCCCAACGAGCUACCUACGGCGCCAGUGACUAGAUCCCGGACUGCGGCGGCUGCCGUGACGGAAAAGGAAGUCAAAAUGCACGAAGAAGACCAAGCUAGAACCCCGCUUGGAGACCUCAAUCCUGCAAAAUUCUACCCUGAGGGUCUUGACGCGACCAGUGUCGUCCUUGUACAGGAUGACGAGGAAGCCGAAACUGAUGUUGAAGGUGACGACUCAACACGGCAUCAUGACUUUACGUUUCAGGCAUCAUCGUCACCAGCUUCGGAGGUCAUUGAGCACCUAGAUGAACCCAGCCUUGCCGAGAUCCUCAGCUCUGCCACACCAGACUUCAACCACAAUGUCGCUGUUGGCAAGACCAACGUGCCAGGUCUUUCUCCCACCUAUUCCGAUGCUCAGCCACGGGCUGAUGCCGAUGGCGACGUCGAGAUUGAGAUCUGGGAGAGUGCAAGCGCCAAGGACGAGAAUGAGAGAGUUGAUCUCCCCGGAAGUCCCUGCUCAACUAUUGGAGAUGAGACCGCGUUUGCCCUGCAGGAACUAUGA